UAUAUUUCCCUUAGCCAACAUACGGUCACAUUGUACAAAAGUUCGCAUACAUGCUGAUUCUUUAGUGCAGAGUGCAGGAAGAUUAUCAGAUUAACAAGAACUGAAAGAUCUUACAACAAAUUUUAAGUCACAGUCGGAUGUGAUAGGAACAUGCAGCAGUUAAAGCCUGACUAUGAAUACACAUGUAUGUAUCAAAUGUAAAAAUAUAUCCCUGCUCAAACAGUUGCAAGGAAUCAAUAAUUAUAAUAAUAAAACCAUGUCUACUGUAUCUGCAAUCAGAGGAUUAAUAGGACACAGUAAACUAACCAGAAGUUGUAAUACAUCAGCUUUUUCUACCUCAUGUAGAAUAUCAGUUACCAGAUUCAAUGUAAAUGGAAAACAAAAGUGGACUUCAAAUUCAGUAUUGUCAGUAUUUAUACCUGUGUUGGGAGCACGAUUCAGGACAGAUGUCUUGCCAUUGAUUGGUGUAAGAAAAAUCAGUACAGGACCUGAUGCCAUCUUACCUGCUGGCCAGGUAGACAAACACAAUGGUUUGACUGUUGACCUCAGUGACCUAUCUCAAGAUUGUAGUGAUUUACAAUUCAACUCUCUACUUACUGAAUCUUUAUUAAAGUGGAGAAGAGAAGGAAGAUCAUGUAUAUGGUUAAAAGUACCAAUUCAUAAAAGUGCAUUAAUAUCCACUGCUGCUAAUUCUGGUUUUCUAUUCCAUCAUGCUGAACACCAGAUGUCACUGUUAAAGUUAUGGCUGAAUACCAGUAGUGAAGAUAGAACACCAAGAUUUGCCACUCAUCAAAUAGGAGUCUCAGGGAUGGUUUAUAGAGAAGAAACAAAAGAAAUUUUAGUUGUAAAAGACAAAAAUAGUCAGUUUUCGUACUGGAAGUUUCCUGGAGGGUUGUCUGAUUUAGAAGAGGAUAUAGCUGACACUGCAGAAAGAGAAAUUUUAGAAGAAACAGGGAUAAAGGCAGAGUUCUUGUCGAUCUUGGCCUUCCGUCAGCAACAUCAGCAACCAGGAGCCUUUGGGCGAUCAGAUAUUUUUGUUGUAUGUAGAUUGAAACCUCUGACGUUCGAUAUUAUGCAUUGUGAAAAUGAAAUCAGUCAUUGCAAAUGGAUGAGUUUGGAAGAACUACACGCCAAUACGACAGACAUUUCACCAAUUACCCACAGAAUGUGUCAGAUUAUGUUACAUGGUAUACAACAUGGAUUUGAUAACGUCGAUAUAAGGUUUAAGGAAAUGAAGUCGGUUUAUAAGGGUCUGAAGUAUAAAUUGUAUCAUAGACCUCUACCUUAACAUUUAACUAUAAGUCACAAGUCUUCCACAGUUUGUAUUUAAGAGGCAUUAUAAUAAACUAUUUAUUUAAGAACAAC
Mytilus californianus (California mussel) is the source of this 1365-nucleotide messenger RNA. RefSeq names its product nucleoside diphosphate-linked moiety X motif 6-like. The record is from RefSeq and is a predicted model, not a curated record. The transcript has 7 exons. Lineage: Eukaryota; Metazoa; Mollusca; Bivalvia; Mytilida; Mytilidae. Gene Ontology annotation, molecular function: ADP-ribose diphosphatase activity; NADH pyrophosphatase activity; NAD binding. The coding region runs from base 173 to 1288 and encodes 371 amino acids.